Molecule: messenger RNA, 903 nt
Organism: Ilex paraguariensis (yerba mate)
Lineage: Eukaryota; Viridiplantae; Streptophyta; Magnoliopsida; Aquifoliales; Aquifoliaceae
Source: the annotation of a GenBank genome assembly
AUGGCUUAUCAGCCUUUUUCUGGUAGUGGGUCGGGAUUGAAAUUUUUGAAUUACUCUUUUGGAGACACCACAUAUACCAAGUUGUUCGUGGGAGGCCUGGCAUGGGAAACGCAGACCAACACAUUGCGUCGUCACUUUGAGCAGUUUGGGGAAAUUUUCGAGGCUGUCGUUAUCACCGAUAAGCAUACCGGUCGAUCGAAAGGCUAUGGUUUUGUGACAUUUCGUGAUCCUGAAGCUGCAAAGAGGGCUUGUGCAGAUCCAAAUCCUGUUAUUGACGGAAGGAGGACAAAUUGCAAUUUGGCUUCUCUUGGGCGAUCUCAACCAUUUUUGCCUUAUGGACGCCUGAGGUCAGCAGUGCCUUAUAGUGGGAGUGCUCAGACCCCUAGAUUGCCGUACAUCGGAAGCCCCUCUUACCACCAACCAGUUUCGUACAGCUAUCAACCUGGAUUGCCUUAUCUUCUGUAUGGGUAUCCGGCAUAUGGAGCCGAAUAUGUCUAUCCACAGGGUGUCUACAAUUCUCAUUUGGGUCAGCAUUACCUUCAGAUAUAUGGUGUACCAGGCGCAGCUAACUCGAAUAUAUCAUCAUAUCGAAUGAGACGUCCUUCUCCCGGCAGCCUUGGGAAUACAAACAUUCAAGGUUAUGUGAUGCCAGGUCCUCAUAUGCUGCAAUAUGGCAGAACCAAUAUUAGCGACCAUACUGGUUUCACUGCAUCGUCUCGAGGACAUGUACGAAUUAUGGUUGCUGCUCACCCUCCCCAAUUCGCUGAGGGUAGUGGUUCUGAUCAAAUUACAGGUGAUCUAUAAAUUAGAAGCAAGGGCACCACCUACUUAAGUGGUGGUACCAUGUACAUUCAAUAGGUAUUGAACAGACAUCCACCGAAGGCGAGGCCAUGAGCCCUCUUU